AUGACACUUUUGGCGGUGAUCGUGUUCGGCGGCGGCGGCGGUGGCUCAAGGAGCAGUGCCCUGCCAUCAUUGUCCACGGGGGUGGCAGGCGUGGAGGGGUCGGCCACAGGGCCCUGGCUGCCGGAGUCUCUAACCCUAAACGCCGCCACCCACCGGAUCCCCUCCACCUCGCCCUUAAGUAUCCCUCAGACCCUCACCAUCACCCGCGAUCCUCCCUACCCAAUGCUGCCUCGAAGUCACGGCCACCGGACCGGCGGCGGCGGCUUCUCCCUCAAGUCCUCGCCCUUCUCGUCAGUGGGCGAGGAGAGGGUUCCGGACCCGAAGCCGCGGCGGAACCCGCGGCCGGAGCAGAUCCGGAUCCUGGAGGCCAUCUUCAACUCCGGCAUGGUCAACCCGCCGCGCGACGAGAUCCCGCGCAUCCGCAUGCAGCUGCAGGAGUACGGCCAGGUCGGCGACGCCAACGUCUUCUACUGGUUCCAGAACCGCAAGUCCCGCUCCAAGAACAAGCUGCGCUCCGGCGGGACAGGCCGCGCGGGGCUCGGGCUCGGCGGCAACCGGGCCUCAGAGCCGCCGGCGGCGGCGACGGCGCACCGGGAGGCCGUGGCACCGUCGUUCACGCCGCCACCGAUCCUCCCGCCCCAGCCGGUGCAGCCGCAGCAGCAGCUUGUCUCGCCGGUGGCGGCGCCCACCUCGUUGUCGUCAUCGUCCUCCGACCGCUCGUCCGGGUCCAGCAAGCCCGCGAGGGCUACGUUGACGCAGGCGAUGUCCGUGACGGCGGCCAUGGACCUGCUCUCGCCGCUCCGCCGAUCAGCUCGGCCACGGCAAGAGCAGCGCCAUGUCUAGGCCGGAGGAGGCGCACGACGUCGAUGCCACGAAGCUCGGUCUGCUACAGCAUGGCUUUGGCAUCAUCACGCUGGCCGUGCACGUGGACGUUGCCUCCUCCGCUGCUGGCGUUCUGCCUCCUAUUCCGUCCUCGCCGUCGCCGCCGGACGCCGCCGUCACCGUUGCGAGCGUGGCUAUCACCGCUAGCCUGACUGAUUUUGCUGCAAGUGCUAUAUCUACUGGGCACUGGCGCCGUCGCUAACAAUCAGUUGCAAGGUACUCUUUUUGUUCUUUGAUAUGAACAAUUUAAUUAACUGAUCAAAUCGUGAAUCACCACCAUUUAGCUAGAUUAUUAGUAUCACAUGCAUGCAUCAUAUUCAUACGCUCAUGUUUAAAUGGAUUAAUUAGAAGUGUUAUUUGGGGGGAGUCAAUAACUUCUCUUGUAGUGUUGCCCUCCAUUUCAGUUUCGUUUGGAUUUAACUACAAAAUGACAAUGACCGUACUGUCGCCACGCUGUCAAGUCGUCGCUCCCCCGAUUUCUCGGCGCCUGCUCGCAUCAACUCCACGCAGGCCAGGUUUCAGGGUGCUAGCUACUCACUUUUUCAGUGUAUCGUCUCAGUUUUAUGUUUGAUAUGAGGCUUUUUUCUGUUGUGUUUUCCAUAUGUUUUUUAUGUUUGGUGGAACAAUUGGUGAAUAAUACAGCACCUUAUCUGAAAAUGCUGAUAGCACGAUAUGGUGUUAAACUCACCGAUUCAAUUUUUUUGAGCCCUUCAGUGUUUUGAUUAAAAUGCGUAUCAAACAGUAAAUUCUUAUGAGCAUCUAACUGAACCAUGUCAUGGUACCUGUCUAACAUGCUCAAUAGCACUAAAACUACACAAAAGGGAAGUAAUGGCUUCACUAUCAAGUUUUUUCAUCACUUUGAUUGCUUAACCAUUUUCCUCGGUGACCACUGUUGAUUGGUGCUAUUAACAUUUUUCUGCUAAUGACACAAGGAUGACAGCGUUGCAUUUUUUCUUGUUUAGGGUGUGUUUAGUUCGUGAAAAGAAAUUUUUUGGGUGUCACAUCGGAUGUUUGACGGGAUAUUGGAAGGGGUUUCUGGAUACGAAUGAAAAAAACUAAUUUCGGAUACGAAUAAAAAAACUAAUUUCGGAUACAUUGUCCAUAGAGAGGUCACAUCCCCUCCUAUGUUUCUUUUUAUGAUGGAGGGAGUGUCUGAUAUUAAUGCAUGUCAAGUAUUUCUCAUUGUAUCACAACCGGUGAUAAAGUUAUACACUUAUUAUUUAAUCAAUAUUUUUUAAAUGGAUAGAGUGAUUUAUCAGUACUCACUAUCUUGUCUAAUGUAUCUGGGGUAUUUAUUCAAUUUUAAUUUCAUACCGAUGAAAAUUGGAUUAGCUACAUGCAAUCCAGAUUACUCCCUUUUACAAAUGAGAUUGUUAAUAUAUUUUUGCCCUGUUCAGAUGAAUAACCUUGAUUCAUAGAGGGUAUCUCCGUUGGGGUGGCCACGAGUACUACUGCGUCUCAGCCAACUAGAUUGGUGAGGAUUGAAGGCCUUUUGUUGUAUAAUAGGCCAGAUGAUUAACAACAGGAACCAACAAGAUUGUAAUCUACCCUAUAUUGUUAGCCUACUCAUUUUUCCAGAUGCAAGAUGCUAUAAUGCCUCUGGGCUUCAUUUUGUUCUGCUUUUAUGCCUCCAAUUUUUUUGUCAGUGGACUGAUUUUGUUUCCUGGUGAUAAUGCAAUCUGUCAAAAGCAACAGGCCUUGUAUAAUCUUUUUAUUAUAAAUGACUGAUGAUGGGGCACCAUGUAUGAUUUGUCGCCAUGUUCUUCCUCUUCGUCCACGGCCGCAAGCUCUCCGACCAGGUCACCUGAUCCCCUUAUU
Messenger RNA from Oryza sativa Japonica Group (Japanese rice), 2700 nucleotides. Lineage: Eukaryota; Viridiplantae; Streptophyta; Magnoliopsida; Poales; Poaceae. The record is from RefSeq and is a predicted model, not a curated record.